UAGAAUAACUUCAUAGUGGUAAGAAUUAAUUAUACAACUGUGCAGUGAAUUAUAUCUAAAAUUAAUACUAUUUAGGAUUCGAAACUAAAAAUAGCAAAGUUAAAACUUAACCUAAUCGCGUGAAUUAAAACUUAAAGGUUAAGUUCUUUCUGAAGGUUCAAGUAUCGAGUUCCAGACAGUUUCUUUGAUAAAUUGUUGGUCGGUAGCGAAAAGACACUGCAGUAAGUCGACUUUAUUAUUAAAAAUGAACCCACUUUAAAUCAUUCUCAUUCUUUUAGAAAUUUGUAAAUCUACCAUUAAAGUUUUCACAAAGCAGAAACACCCUUUUUCUUUAUCGCCAACAAAUUACAAAUUUUGCAUUAUCAUGACAAGCCGAAAGUCUACGAAAGGUAGUUCGACAAAUGUUGAUGACGUAGCUACGGGUUUCAGCAACAUGAACCAUCCGGAAACAGCAAUUUCUUCGGAGAUGGUGGGACAAAUGGAGAAAGCUUCUAAACCAAAUUCGACAGGUCAGGUAGAGGCAAUACCACGUCAGGUAAUCCAGCUUCAAAGCGAGUCCCAUUCGAAGGUCGCAGUUGUUUCCCUUCCUAGCCAACAGGUAACCACUAGUAGAACGGAGAGUUAUAGAACUGGUACAGUUCCUAAAUUACAAAAGGCGCAAAAUAGUGCGAAUAAUAAGAAUAAAGCCAAUGAUGUAGUUGUCACGCGUAACUUACGCCCCCGCGUUCGCGAAAAUAGAGUCAGUAGCUGUAAAUUAUGCGAAAAUUUCGAUAACGAUAACAUGGUACAAUGCGAUUUAUGUGAUAGUUGGUACCAUUUUAGUUGCGUCGACGUGAGUGAGUCAAUUGCCGAAGUAAGCUGGUCGUGUCCGGGAUGUGCAAAAGUGAUAAGUGCAAAUGUGACGAAUGUGCAAACCCCCAGUGCGAUGAUACAUCUAACUAGUGAACCUGUGAAUCGAAGAUUAACAAAUGUUCAAAUACUAGAUAAUCCACCCCCCAACGCUGUUGUUUCGUUAAGAUCGUCUGGUACUACAAGCAAAAGUAGUGCUUCCAGAAGGAAAACCGAAUUGCUGUUGAAAAGACUGGAAGAAGAAAGAGUAAUCCAGAUGCAGUAUUUGGAACGGAAAUACAAGCUAUUGCAGGACCUGGAAAGCGAGAAAUCUUCUGUAGCUAGCGAUUUGGAAUCCUUUGCAGACAAUAUGUCAAAGGUGCAGCAAUGGAUGGAAGAUACGGGAAUACACGGCAACGACUCGGGACUCGUCGAUUUAUAUCCAGAGGAAGACCCCGAGACAAGUCAUCAGCAAGAAAGUCAUAAUCAUCCUGGGUUACGUGCAGAGCCACCGAAAGGGCUCAUUGGCGGGGAAGGCCAAGGUCGAAACUACUCACAAAGACCAGUUCAUAACUGUGUUAAUCUCCAGAAUUAUCUCAAGCAUAGAAACGCUGGCAAUCCGAGGCAAAAUGUCGAACCAAGAGUGACCUUCACUGGAACAGGGAGAUGCGUGUCUACGAGGCCCGGAGUCUCGAACCAAUUUACAGAACCGGAUCCAUACAAUCAGUAUCUGUACAAUCGUACCGAAUCACAUCGCUAUUCUACAAACCCGAGAGAAACCGGAACGUUUACUGGCGGCUUAGAUUUCAUCCCCAGACAAGGAUCGACGCCGGUCCGUCAGACACUAUCGAGAGUAACUGAACCGGCGGUAUCGAAUGAAGAUGGAGAAAUGGUGUACUCGCUAAAUCGAAGCCAGUUAGCCGCUAGACAGGCUGUGUCGAAAGAUCUUCCGGACUUUGGUGGAAAUCCGGAGGACUGGCCACUUUUCUACUCGAUAUUUAACUCGUCUACUCAACUUUGCGGAUUCACGAAUGAAGAGAAUAUGCUCAGACUGCGUAAAUGCCUAAAAGGCAAGGCAUUGGAAGCUGUGAAAUGUCGCUUGUUGCAUCCUUCGAAUGUGCAUGGGGUAAUGCAAACUCUGAAGAUGCUAUACGGAAGACCCGAAGCUAUUAUCCAAGGAAUCGUCAGAAAAAUUCGAGCGCUCCCUCCACCGAGUAUAGAGAAGCUGGAUACUGUAAUCCACUUUGCGCUUAACGUCGAGAAUCUCGUAGCAACGGUCGAAGCAUGCGAAAUCAAGGACUUCAUGUACAACGCAUCCUUGAAGUAUGAAUUAAUGGAAAGAUUACCACCGACGCUAAAGUUGGAUUGGGCGAAACAUUCUCGUAACAAUCCUACUCCCAAUCUGUUGGAAUUCAGUUCGUGGUUACGUUCAAUCGCAGAAGACGCUAGCUCUGUUUCGAUUUUCAUCGGCAGCGAAAACCGUUCAAGAGUUGGCAAGAAAGACAGUUACCUGAACGUUCACUCUAGGGAGGACACUUCACCUUCUAAUAAACCGUUAAACUCGCAGGAUAACAGUAGAUGCCCGGGGUCGAAAGAGCUUAUGAAAGUAUGCGUUUGUUGCAAAGGGAGUUGUUCAAACUUGGGCCAGUGUAAACGAUUCAAUGAACUCAGUAGCGACUCCAGAUGGGCGGUCACACGAGAGUUCAAAGUGUGUCGAAAAUGUUUACGAAAACACUACGGCCCGUGUAAGCAAAAUAAGGCAUGUGGAGUAAAUGGUUGCUCUUUCCUGCACCAUUCGCUCCUACACAGCGAUAGAAAGUCAUCCACCGAUGAAAUUUCUACAGAUACCGCACAAUCUGGGAGAAGUCAACGGGCAAACACGAGCUGUAACGUCCACCAGGGACAGUCUGAAGUCUUACUUCGAAUUAUUCCGGUAUUUCUGCAUGGCCCAUCGAAGACACUGCGUGCCUAUGCUUUCCUGGACGACGGUUCGGAACUCACGCUAAUGGAACAAAGUUUAGCUGAUGAACUAGGAGUGAAAGGACCCGCAAAAACGUUGUGCUUGCGAUGGACCGGUGGUACUACAAGAACGGAAGACGUUUCGCAGAAGGUGACCUGCCAGAUCUCAAGUAUAGCAAAUCCUUCUAAGAAAUUCCCGCUGUCCAACGUACAUACUGUUGGAAACCUACAGCUUCGACCGCAGACGCUGAUAGUACCAGAAAUGAAGCAAAAAUACCGCUAUUUGGCUGACCUACCUAUAGAGUCAUAUCAAGAAAUUAGUCCUCGUAUUCUUAUUGGAUUGGAUCACGCAAGUUUGAGUAACAUAAGGAAAUGUCGUGAAGGAACGCCUAAUGAACCAAUAGCCGUUAAGACUAGACUAGGAUGGACCGUCUACGGCUGCUGCAAAACGAAGGCUACUUAUGGUUACGUAAAUCAUCACACCGCACAACUAUGCCAAUGUAGAGGUAAGGCAGAUGAGGACCUGAACGAGAUUAUGAAACAGUACUUCUCGUUGGAAGGGCUCGGAGUUAGUACACCGAACAAACUCUUACUAUCUAACGAAGAUCAAAGGGCAGGCGAGUUGCUGGAAACAUUAACCAGGCGCAUGAAUGGAAGAUAUGAAUCUGGACUCUUAUGGAAAUACGAAAGCGUUAGGCUUCCUGACAGUAAAACAAUGGCAUUAAGGCGCUGGGAAUGCCUUAAUCGGCGGUUGUUGAAAGAUCGUGAUCUAGCUCAAGUGAUUAAUUCAACUAUCAGUGACUAUCUCGUAAAAGGUUAUAUCAGAAAACUCACUGUCGAAGAACUCACGACCCCGCAAAGCCAUAUAUGGUAUCUUCCUAUGUUUCCGGUAGUAAAUCCCAACAAACCUGGUAAGACGAGACUCGUCUGGGACGCAGCCGCAAAAUCUUAUGGAGUAUCUCUGAACUCCGUACUUCUGAAAGGACCUGACCUUCUGACAUCCUUAAUAUCAGUGCUGAUUCGUUUUCGUGAGUUUCGUAUGGCGGUUUCCGGGGACAUUCGGGAAAUGUAUCAUCAAAUCCUGAUGAGGCCAGCAGAUCAACACCGUCAGCGUUUUUUUUGGAAAGAGAAGGAAACGGACACAAAUCCAAGCACGUAUAUCAUGCAAGUGCUGUCAUUCGGAGCGUGUUGCUCGCCAAGCAUUGCGCAAUAUGUAAAGAAUAUGCAUGCGAAACGCUACGAGCACGAUUACCCAGAUGCCGUAGAUGCGAUCAUUCAUCAGCAUUAUGUUGAUGAUAUGCUGAUCAGUGCAGAAAGUGAGGAGAAGGCGAUACAGUUGGCAACUGAUGUAAAAAUGAUCCAUAGGUCUGGAGGAUUUGAAAUGAGAAAUUGGGUGUCAAACUCAUCGAGGAUCGUAACCGCGCUGAACGGUGAGAAAACCGAAGAGAAAACCAUGAAUAUCGGGCAGAUUGGAACCACAGAAAAGGUUCUCGGCAUGUGGUGGGAUACAUCGGCAGACUGCUUCACGUACAAAUUAUCCACACGACACGACCCCGAUCUGCUGGCUGGAAGAAAAUGUCCUACAAAGCGUGAAGUUUUACGGACCCUCAUGAUGAUUUUCGACCCGCUCGGCUUGAUCAGCCAGUUUACAAUGUUUCUACGAUCGCUUCUUCAAGAGAUAUGGAGAGCAUCCGUCGACUGGGAUGAGCAAAUCCAUGCUCAACAGUUUGAGAAAUGGCUCAAAUGGCUGCAUGCACUUCCUAGAGUUGCGGAUCUUAAGAUUCCUCGAUGCUAUCGCAUCGCAACAACGGCAAAUGAAAGUAAUAUCGUUGAAAUGCACACCUUUGUAGAUGCAAGCGAAAAUGGAUUUGCAGCAGUUAUCUAUCUCCGUUUCGAGGAAGGAAACACUGUAGAAUGCGCCCUCGCCGGAGCAAAAACAAGAGUUUCACCGCUGAAAUUCCUUUCAAUUCCGCGAUCAGAAUUGCAGGCAGCUGUCAUCGGAGUAAGACUAGCAGACACAAUCCAACGGUCUCUUUCUAAAAACAUCCUGAAACGCUUCUUCUGGACAGAUUCCAGAGAUGUCCUGUGCUGGAUUCAAUCGGAUCAUCGACGCUAUAGUCAGUACGUGGGAGCACGAAUAAGCGAAAUAUUAGAAACGACGAACAUUCAAGAUUGGUGUUGGAUAUCAACGAAACUUAAUGUUGCGGAUGAAGGAACCAAAUGGAAAACCAUUCCAGAUCUCAGCAGCACUAGUAGGUGGUUUCGUGGACCCGAUUUUCUCUGGAAAUGCAAAGAAGAAUGGCCAGCGAAAUUAUCAUCAGUUGGAGUCACCGACACCGAACUUCGACCGCACCUUCAAAUUCAUCUGAAGGUCCAGGAACCAGUUAUUGAUGUAGAUAGGUUUAGCCAAUGGUCCACUCUUCUGAGAACAACAGCAUACGUAAUGAGAGCCGUUAGGAACUUCCAAUGUACCACACGAAGGAUCCCUAUAACCGGCGGACCACUCACACGAGACGAGUUAGUUGAAGCCGAGGCCUACCUGUACCGGACUGCUCAACGAAGCACGUACAACCGAGAAGUCUCCAUCACGUCCGUAAGUCAACAGGAACAAUCACCAUCGAAAAUCAGCAAAACUAGUCCUCUUUAUGGCUUAUAUCUAUUCCUGGACGAAAACGGCGUUCUAAGGAAUCGUGGGCGAGCGAAUGGUUGCAAAUUCAUUGAUAGAUCUGUCGCUAAUCCGGUUGUACUUCCACGGAAACACAGCGUAACCAAGCUCAUAGUGAUGGACGUCCAUAGAAAACUACUGCAUCGAAACCAUGCGACAAUAAUAAACGAGCUUAAGCAACGCUACUACAUUCCUCGAUUAAAGGUUGUUUACAAAUCAGUGCGAAAUGAAUGUCAACUCUGCAAGAACGAACUCGCUCGUCCACACGCACCUAUGAUGAGCGAUCUACCUCCAGCACGUUUAGCUGCCUACAGUCGUCCUUUCUGUCACAUGGGGGUGGAUUACUUCGGCCCAAUGAUAGUACGUAUCGGUCGUCGCACAGAAAAGCGCUGGGGUGUUCUAGUCACUUGUCUUACUGUACGUGCCAUCCAUUUAGAAGUCGCUCACUCGCUAACAGCUGACUCCUGCAUAAUGGCUCUACGCAACGUAAUCGCUAGGAGGGGAAUUCCAAUUACCAUAUACAGCGAUCGUGGGACUAACUUUGUGGGUGCAAACAAAGAACUCAAAAUGGCUUUAGAGGAGUUGAAUCAUGAUAAAAUUGUGGCAGAGUUAACGACAUCACACACGACGUGGAGUUUUAUCCCUCCUUUAUCACCACAUAUGGGAGGUGCAUGGGAAAGGCUUAUUCAAACGGUCAAACAAAACUUGAACAAACUGCUUCCAAGCCACUUACCAAAUGAUGAAACUUUGAGAAAUAUGCUGAUAGAGGUGGAAUAUAUCGUUAACUCGAGACCAUUGACAGAUAUCCCUCUCGAUGACGAUCAAUCUCCAGUACUAACACCCAACCACUUCAUAACUGGAACGUCCAAUGGGUUGCCUCCGUGGACUUGCUUCAAUGAUAAUCCGUUGGCGUUGAAGCAAAGUUGGCGCUUAUCACAGGCAAUGGCAAACCAGUUCUGGAAACAGUGGAUCCAUGACUACCUCCCCACAAUAACUCGCAGAACGAAAUGGUUUACGAAAGUGAAGCCAAUCGAGAUCAACGACAUCGUAAUAAUCGUCGACAUGAGGCUCCCGUGCAAUAGCUGA
Malaya genurostris is the source of this 6538-nucleotide messenger RNA. RefSeq lists its product as uncharacterized. Bases 365 to 6538 code for a protein of 2057 amino acids. Gene Ontology annotation, molecular function: nucleic acid binding. NCBI's taxonomy places the organism in Eukaryota, Metazoa, Arthropoda, Insecta, Diptera, Culicidae. The transcript has 2 exons. Gene Ontology annotation, biological process: DNA integration. The record is from RefSeq and is a predicted model, not a curated record.